GAUUUAGUGUAAGAUGUAAAUGUUCAAGACUAUCUGUGGAGAAAACAUCGAAUGAUAAAGCUAAUGGUGAAAUUCAAACGGGUUGCUGACUGUAAUGAGUGCCGCUGAGAGGGGGGGGGGGAUUUUGGGCUUGGGAGUGAUGGGACCCCAGAUUGAUGGGACCUCAGAUGAAAGGGACCCCCCCCCCCCAAAGUCCCUUAAAUUUUCUUGAUACAAGAUUGCUUAACCAAUAAUAUAAAUCCUAGCUGUGUCAGUGCUGGAUAAAUGAUAAUGCAAUAAAGUGCAAUAUAUUAUAAAACACUGCUUCUCCUGUUUUACAAUUAUGACAUAGGGACCCGUGGGAAAGUUUUUCCCUGUACCCCACACAACCUCUCGGUGUCCCGGACUGUUACCACCACCAAGUUCAACAAUCAGAUGGAAAUCUUCAUAGCUGGGGCUACUGUAUACAUUUUGUACCCAUACCAACACAAGAAGGAAUAAGUGUUUUUCAAAAUGAAGGUGAUAUUGCAUAAUUAUUAAGAGGACAAGACUGAACUCUAUCAAGAACUCCCAUCAAGAACCCCCAUCAAGAACACUGUAAUUCAAACAAAAUGUUUUUGGCACAAAUGUUCUGAAACAAUAAUUGCCAGGCAUUAUCGAGAAGAUGUUCUUGUUUUAAAUAAUAACAUAAACAUGCAUGCAAAACAUCUGACAUGCAGCAUACAAACAGGAUGCUAUAUGACAAUGUCAUAGCUACUGUGCCUUACCAUAGAUCCUCUAGCUAUUGAUAUGGGGGGGGGGGGUGUAAUACAUUUCAGUUUUAGAAAGGUGGGUGAGGCCGUGGGGACUUACAUCUAUUUUAGAGGGGGGAAACUAGGAGAUUUAUGGCAGAUGAAAUAAUUGAAGGUUGUUGCCUAGUCAACAUUUGAUUUCACUAUUGUAUGCUGGAUACACUUCUUACUAGAAUAUCAUGGUAUAAAAUAAUAUAAUGUACAAUGUCAGCUAGUGUUAAUAAUUUAAUUAAUGUCAUGAUAAUGACUAUAUACCUCAUGCUACUAUGUAUCAGCUUACAGUAUGAAAGUUUUCCAAUACUAAAAUAAAACUUUGCAUGCAUAUACAAAAAUUUAUCUAGCUUGAAAGUUCGAUAAUUUUAUACAACAAUCAUGCUAUGUGAAAUGACAUACAAUGUUAAUAUAAAGAUUUAUAUUCAGAUAUCUGGUUAUAGAUUACAAACAAUUGUAUAUAGUAAAAUAAAUGUACAAAUAAAAAUAAAGUUAUGAAGCCGUCUUGAAUAAUAGCGCAUCAAUAAAAAUAUUAACAGUAAAUUGUAGUUAUGGUUUCAAAUCUCUUGACUUUCUUUGCCGGGGACGAAUAUUCGAUCAGAUCUGAUAAAUAAAUAUUAAAUACAUAGUCAGCAUAUAAAUCCAAUGCAAUAGAAUCCCAGCAUAGAAUUUCUGACCAAAAUUACUAUUUAACAACAGUUAAAACCCAAGGAUAAACAAAACAUUUACCUGAAUAUAAUAGACAUCGUAGCAGACAACAACACAUGUCGAUUUGAUCACAGCGUGCUGCACUGAAUAUCGCACAAACGCACUUUUAGGGCAGCUUUGUUGGCAUAAUAUUCUUUCCGUGUUCUCUUCUUGUUUUAUAUGUUUCAAUAAUUUACUAAUAGGUGGGUGGAUUUGAUUUCAUAAAAGUCGCAAAUUUGUUGUAACCUUUUCGAAUUCUAUAUAAAUAUUUUACAUUCACUCCUCAUCACCUCAUGUGGAAAUGGAAUAUAAACAUCGCGUGUGUAUAUCGCCAAUUAUGGGACUGGAAACGAGAGGUUCAUUUCCGGUGGAGUCCCCUGUAAACAAACGCCGGGCACAUGCGCAGAAGGGACUUAUCCCCCUCUUUAAUAUCUAAUAUAGACGAACACGUGGCUGAAAGAAUAAAGAAGCGUAGGAGAAACUUCCACAAUCAAGCCAUCAGAAAAUGUGAGAGAUGCACUAGUAAGGAAAAAGUUGAGGAGUCAGGAUACACAGUAUGCACCAACUGUGGUCAGGUUAUGGAUGCACACCUCUCUGACUACGUCGGCUAUGAGUACAACAAGGACGACUAUCUAAAGCAAAGAAGUAAGCACUGUAGGGUAAGGUGGUUCAACAGACUCAUGAGGACUUACGUACACAGCUCCCACUGGCAGCUGGUCUCACACAACUUCCAGGAGAUAGUAAGGUGUAUUGAAAGAAAUAAUUUAUUAGCGGGUAGGAAUAUGGUAAAGUAUAGCUUCUACUUGGUAAGGAUUUGCAGUAAGAAUGGUGUGAAAACCUGCAGAACACCAAUUCCUGACCUGAAAACAUCAAAAUCCCUAGACAAUCUAGAAGACAGACUAUUCGGUGUGGUCUACCCAGAACUAGGUUGGUCAGACUCAGGGUGCGCCUACUACGAAAAGUGGAAAAUGAGAAAAGUAAAAAAAAAACAUACAGGCAGAAAAAACUUCCGACUUAAAGAGAAAAAUCCUAAGUAAAAGUAUAGUGGAAAAUGAUGACUAGUAAAAAUGCUGAGUCAGCGUUUUUUCCCGUAAGCGAAAAAAAUGACCUUGACUUAAAGAGAAAAAUCCUAAGUAAAAGUAUAGUGGAAAAAAUGUCAGACAAUACGCGAACCAACCAGGAGCGGGACGAGGUCAUAGCUGGACUGACAGAGGAGGUUGGGGCACUGAAAGCUGAACUGAAAUACUGCAGGAAUAAGUCGGAUAACCUGGAGAAGAUAGUUAGUGGAGAAGCACCGCCCAUCCCACUAAAGAGGCACAACUUCAGAGUAAAGAAGGAACCGAACUCAGAGAAGACAGUUAGCGGUGAAGCACCACCCCUCCCACCGAAGAAACCCGAUGAAGAAGCUAGAAAAACCGUGAAGGAAGUUGUUGAACACUAUGAGAACAUUUCCAACGGCGACAAGGCAACGGUGAAUCGGUUGAAAACAGCCCUCAAGGGAAGUACCAAGUCCUUCUGGAUCGGUAUAGUCAACAACGACCCCCAGUGGCAAAUGAUUGGAACAAGGGAGGUAAUGGAAGACCUAAUCCUACAGCAGCUGCUAGAGCUUGGCGGACUUAAGUUCUCUGAAGUGUUGAAGGUUAAAAUGGUAAAGGGAAUGGCGUCCGACUCCAACAAAGAAGAAGGGGUUUUCUUCUUCAACUCCUACACAUCAACGAUAACUGAAGACAGAGCAGUACCUGAGAGCGUCAGGAAGAACACUGAGGUGAUAGUUGCUAGAAUCUCUAACUUUCAGGAAAGAGGAAGCAACUGGCGGGUAGGGACCCUUGAUAAGCCACUAUGUAAACGUAACGAAAUACUCACCUCUCAGUGGGAAGUCAUACAUUAAGCUUGACACCAAACUCAACAACUCAAGGAAGGGUCUGGUCAACAUCAAGAACAACGACAAUGAGUGUUUCAGAUGGUGUCACGUAAGACACCUUAACCCUCAGGAAAAGGACCCACAGAGAAUAAAGAAAAGCGACAGAAAGCUGGUGAAGAGUCUCGACUACAGUGGUGUAACUUUUCCAGUUGGAACCAAAGACAUACUGAAAAUAGAGAGACAGAAUAGGAUAAGGGUGUCAGUGUUUGGAUACUCCGACUCAAGACAGUUCUUCACCAUACACGUGUCGACUGAGAAGUUCGACGACCACAUGGAACUCCUAAUGAUAUCUAAUGAGACAACAAACCACUAUGUACUAAUAAAGGACUUCAACAGGAUGAUGUUCAGUGUAAGCAAAAACAGGUGUAAGAAACACUUCUGCAUGUACUGCCUCCAGUCGUUCACAACUGAGGAUAUACUCAACAAGCACACUGAAAUCUGUAUGGAUGUGAAUGGAAAACAAACGGUAACCAUGCCUGGGAUAAACUCAUUCAUAAAAUUCAAGAACUUCCACAGGCAGCUGCCAGUUCCAUUUACAAUAUAUGCCGAUUUCGAGGCUAUCCUGGAAAAGGUCAACGGAGAAAGCCCAGACGAGCUUGAAUCAUACACUCAUAAGUACCACAACCACACAUGUUGCGGCUAUGGGUAUAAGGUUGUGUGUCACUUCGAUGACAGUUACUCUAAACCCUACAAGCACCACAGGGGAAAGGACUCAAUCAACCACUUCAUAAAAAGUAUGCUGGAAGAGUCGAGACUCUGCAGGGAAGUGAUAAAAGGAGUCUUCAAUGUAGAGAUGAAAUUAUCGAAAGAAGACCUGAUAAACUUCGAGAAGGCAGACAAGUGUUCCAUCUGUGGGGUUGAGUAUAAGGAUGAAGACAUAAAAGUAAGAGACCACUGCCACGCAACAGGCAAAUACAGAGGGUCAGCACACAAAGCCUGCAAUUUAAACUUCAGGAUGGUUGAGAAAGUACCGGUUGUGUUCCACAAUCUCAGAGGUUAUGAUAGCCACCUGAUAAUGCAGGAAAUAGGUAAGUUCGAUAUGAGGAUAAGUGUUAUCCCCAACAACACGGAGAAGUACAUGGCUUUCACAUUGGGGAGAAACUUGGUCUUCAUAGAUUCAUUCCAAUUCAUGGAUAGAAGUCUGGCUAACCUUGCUAGCUACCUACCAGACAACCUCUUUCACCAUGUCUCAAAAGAGUUCAUGGGAAAGGAACUAAAGUUAGCAAAGCAGAAGGGAGUUUACCCAUAUGAGUACAUGGACUCAUUUGAAAAAUUCGAGGAGGAAAAACUUCCUGAAAAGUCAGACUUCCAUAGUACCAUGAACAACUCAGACAUCAGCGACGAAGACUACGAAAGAGCAAAAACAGUGUGGAAAGUGUUUGGAAUGAAGAACAUGGGUGACUACCACGAUCUGUAUCUGAAGACUGAUGUUCUGAUACUAGCUGAUGUGUUUGAGAACUUCAGGAAAGAAUGCCUUGAACACUAUAAGUUGGACCCAUGCCACUACUUCUCAUCCCCAGGUCUUAGCUGGGACUCAAUGUUAAAAAUGACCGGAGUAAAACUGGAGCUAAUGUCAGACGUUGACAUGUUUCAGUUCAUAGAGAGAGGAAUGAGGGGUGGAGUGUCAUACAUUGCCCACAGACACUCAGAAGCAAACAACAAACAUAUGAGUGACUACGAUGAGGAAAAGUCGAACAAGCAUAUAAUCUACCUGGACGCCAACAACUUGUAUGGCUGGGCUAUGAGUCAGAACUUACCAACCGGUGGAUUCAGGUGGAUAACACUGAGGAAUAAGGAGAGGCUAGACCAUGAAAAGGUACCAGACAACACAGGCCUAAUACUUGAGGUCGACCUUGAGUAUCCGAAGGAACUUCACGACCUCCACAAUGGGUACCCACUAGCACCAGAAAGAAUGAUGAUAGAGGACAGCAUGCUAUCGGGGUACUGUAGGGAGGUGAAGGAGAAAUUCAACCUGACGUCUGGGAACAUCCACAAACUAAUCACAAACUUGAAUGGAAAGAAAAACUAUGUGGUUCACUACAAGAACCUGAUGUUAUACAAGAAGCUCGGACUCAAAGUCACUAAGAUACACAAGGCGUUGAAAUUCAAUCAGUCGCCCUGGUUGAAGGAGUACAUUGACUUUAAUACCAACAUGAGGAAGGAGUCAAAGAACGACUUCGAAAAGAACUUCUUCAAACUAAUGAAUAACUCGGUAUUCGGAAAGACGAUGGAAAAUCUUAGGAAAAGAGUAGACAUACAACUCGUUAGCAACCCUAAGAGGUUGGUAAAAAUAUCCUCAAAACCAACCUUUGUUAGCACUAAGAUAUUCAAUGAGAACCUGGCCGCAGUUAGAAGAAUAAAAGAGAACUUGACCCUAAACAAACCAGCUUACGUUGGAAUGUGUAUAUUAGACCUGUCAAAAACCCUGAUGUAUGACUUCCACUACAACUUCAUCAAGAAGAGAUAUGAUGAAAGAGCCAGGUUACUAUUCACCGACACCGACAGUCUAAUGUAUGAAAUAAAGACAGACGACAUCUAUGAGGAUCUCUUCGAGAGUAAAGAAAUGUUUGAUAAUAGUGACUACCCUAAAGAGUCAAAAUUCUAUUUCAGUGAAAACAAAAAAGCAAUAGGAAAAAUGAAGGACGAGGCAGCUGGAGUACCAAUAACAGAAUUCGUUGGACUGAGAAGUAAAAUGUACAGCUACACUAAGGAAGGUGGGGGUGGUGGAAAACUGCGAAGGGUGUGAAGAAAUCAGUAGUAGAACACAAUAUUGAACACAAGAACUACAGGGACGUUUUGAAAGGUGGAACUCAACUACAUCAUAAAAUGCAGACCAUUAGAAGUGUUGGGCACAAACUAGGAUCAUACGAGAUAAACAAGGUGUCACUGAGUUGCUACGACGACAAAAGAUAUAUUUUACCUGACGGAGUCGAGAGUCUGGCGUAUGGUCACUGGAGAAUAGCUGAGAUUGAAGGGGGAGAGUAAGAACAACGGUGACGUUCGUGGUAUAUAUAAUACUGCCUCCAAGCCUGACUAUAGAACUAGAAAAUCAACUUGUAGAGCUUGGGGGUACGGGCGCAUUCUCUAGAGGGUCGUAGUCGGGUGAUUCUAGUCAAUAGUAGUGUACAAAAUGGGGGUACCAGCGCAUUCUGGCCCCUCAAAAAAAAAAUCUCGAUUCAAGAGCAGUUUUCAGACGGAUGUAAGUGGGUGUUUAGACGGUUGUAAGUGGGUGACUCGAAGAGGUGAUUCGAGUUAGUAAAUUGUGAACAAGCCUCGAAACCAAGACUAGAAAAUCAACUUGUAGAGACUGGGGGUACGAGCGCAUUCUGAAAUUCUCAUGAUUUUCUCGAAGAAAUUUUCAUUUUUAUGGUUCAGGAUUCGAAGAAUGAGCUGGAAAUUGGUGGUUGAAUCACUGGGGAAGGAUAUGUUUACCACCAUAUUGGAUGAUACAAUACCAGCGCAUUUUGCGAAACUGAAAAAGUAG
Paramuricea clavata is the source of this 6853-nucleotide messenger RNA. NCBI's taxonomy places the organism in Eukaryota, Metazoa, Cnidaria, Anthozoa, Malacalcyonacea, Plexauridae. The record is from the annotation of a GenBank genome assembly.